AUGGCGGCCCCAAGAAGUGUACAGCGGUUACAGCAGACACUGUCGCACGUACAGCCUCCUGUUAGUCCACAGCUGUCUCUUGUCGCAGGCCCGACGGAGCCACAGCUGCUGGAUAUUACCUUGGGCGAGCUGUUGACACUUCAAGCACUGCAAUAUGGAAGAAUUGAGUGCUUGGUCUUCCCCUGGACCGGUGCACGAUGGACGUACGGCCAACUGAAAGAUGAGGCCGAUCGUCUAUCUCGGGGAAUGUUGGCUUCCGGUAUUCAAAAAGGUGAUCGCAUCGGAAUUAUGGCAGGCAAUUGUGAGCAAUAUAUCUCGGUGUUCUUUGCGGCCGCACGAGUUGGGGCUAUCUUGGUCGUUUUGAACAACACGUACACCCCCUCCGAGCUGUAUUACGCUCUAAAUCACAGUGAAUGCCGAAUGCUUUUCAUGACACCACGCAUUGGACGUCAUAAUCUCGAGGAAGUCCUUGCCAAACUCGGCCCUAAUCCUAAAAAAGCAGCAACCUCCGAAUCAUUGGAGGAAAUCGUCAUUCUCCGCGAAAGCUACAACGACUUCCCCACCUAUCAGGAUGUCAUGGAACGCGGUCUGUCGCAGGCUGCACAUGUGCUCCAGGACCGCGAGGCUGAGUUACGGCCAGAUGAUGUGUGCAAUCUGCAAUUCACAAGCGGUUCAACAGGCAGUCCCAAAGCUGCAAUGCUGACACAUCACAAUUUGGUUAAUAACUCGCGGUUCAUUGGUGAUCGCAUGAACCUCACCUCUUUUGAUGUUUUGUGCUGCCCGCCGCCCUUGUUCCACUGCUUCGGGCUGGUCCUGGGUAUGCUUGCUGUGGUCACCCAUGGCUCCAAGAUUGUCUUCCCCAGCGAAACCUUCGAUCCCAAGGCGGUUCUACAUGCCAUCUCCGACGAGAAGUGCACUGCUCUACACGGUGUUCCAACCAUGUUUGAGGCGAUUCUUGCUGUCCCCAAGCCCUCGGAUUUUGAUACCUCAAACCUCCGCACAGGCAUCAUUGCUGGGGCCCCAGUUCCACGGCCACUUAUGAAGCGGCUCUUUGCAGAGUUGAAUAUGACUGAAUAUACUAGUAGCUAUGGUCUCACGGAGGCCUCGCCGACUUGCUUUAAUGCUUUCACCACGGACAGCAUCCACACAAGAUUGACCACCGUCGGAAAGGUUUUGCCCCACGCUCGCGCGAAAAUUAUCGAUGCAGAGGGAAACAUCGUUCCCGUUGGUCAGCGUGGUGAGCUUUGCAUGGCCGGCUACCAGCUUACCAAGGGAUACUGGCAUAAUCCGGAGAAGACGGCAGAGACAUUUAUAACCGAUGCCGAGGGUGUCAAAUGGCUGAAGACUGGUGACGAAGCUUCCUUUAACGCCGAAGGGUACUGCACUAUCACCGGUCGCUUCAAGGACAUCAUUAUUCGUGGCGGCGAAAACAUAUACCCUCUCGAAAUUGAGGAACGACUGACUGCACAUCCCUCGAUUGAGUUGGCAUCUGUGAUUGGUAUUGCCGACCCCAAAUAUGGCGAGGUUGUCGGAGCAUUUAUCGCAAUCGCUUCGGGCGCCGGUCGUCCGACCGACGAUGAACUGCGCGCAUGGACACGUGAGACAUUGGGUCGACACAAAGCCCCGCAGCAUGUGUUUGUAUUUGGAGAAGAGGGGGCUUCAAGCACGGUUCCUGUGACGGGGAGCGGCAAAGUCCGCAAAGUGGAGCUCCGGCAAAUGGCGAUGGCGGUGCUGACCGAACGCCAGAAGGCAUGA
Molecule: messenger RNA, 1755 nt
Organism: Penicillium expansum
Lineage: Eukaryota; Fungi; Ascomycota; Eurotiomycetes; Eurotiales; Aspergillaceae
Gene: sidI
Product: putative long-chain-fatty-acid-CoA ligase
Exons: 5
Coding region: 1-1755 (584 amino acids)
Biological process (GO): fatty acid metabolic process
Molecular function (GO): medium-chain fatty acid-CoA ligase activity
Source: RefSeq, a predicted model, not a curated record